AUGGGCGAUAAUGACACCGAAGAACAGGACACUUUUCCCGUGCGGAUGGACGAAGAAGGUGAUAAUCGAGGAAAUCCCAAGAGAGGUCGGAGGGUAGAGAAGUUUCAGAAUAAUUUUUCUAGAUGGAUGCUUCCCGAGGAGUUACGGGAGACGUAUUUGGAGCGCGCGAACUGCUGUCCGCCACCAAUCUUCAUCAUCCUCGUCAGUUUAGCGGAGUUGGGAGUGUUUAUCUACUAUGCGGUAUGGAAGCCUCAAAAGCAGUGGAUAACCCUGGGAACAGGGAUCUGGGAUAGUCCUCUUACCCAUAAGCCUGAAAACCGUGAGGAGGCUUGGCGGUUUCUCUCCUACAUGUUUGUACAUGCCGGUGUGGAGCAUAUAAUGGGAAACCUGAUAAUGCAGCUUUUUCUGGGCAUUGCGCUGGAGCUGGUGCAUAAGGGCUUUGAAGUUGGCAUGGUCUAUAUGGCUGGGGUCCUCGCAGGCUCUCUCGCCAGCUCCAUCUUUGAUCCUUUCAGUGCUCUUGUGGGUGCUUCAGGUGGUGUUUAUGCCCUCAUGGGAGGUUACUUCAUGAAUGCUGUGGUGAAUUUCAGGGAGAUGAUGCCACUUCUGGGAGUGUUUCGCAUCCUAGUAAUUGUUCUGAUUGUUGGAACAGAUGUUGGAUUUGCUAUUUACAGAAGAUUCAUUACCCACGAGGCUGGCAUGAAGGUCUCUUUUGUGGCUCAUAUUGCCAGUGGGGUAGCAGGCAUGACCAUUGGUUAUGUGUUUUUCACCAACUACAAUAAAGAGCUCCUGAAGGAUCCACGCUUCUGGAUGUGCAUUGUGGGAUACAUCGCCGCCUUCUUUUUUGCCGUCAUUUUCAACAUCUUCUUGUCCCCAGCACCUGCAUGAGGAGAAUGUGUGUUAAAGUCAUGCAUCAGUUCACAACGGACAAUCAUAGCUUUUUAAAAGGAGCAG
Messenger RNA from Sinocyclocheilus anshuiensis, 951 nucleotides. RefSeq names its product rhomboid-related protein 2-like. Bases 1 to 885 code for a protein of 294 amino acids. Gene Ontology annotation, cellular component: membrane. Gene Ontology annotation, molecular function: serine-type endopeptidase activity. The transcript is spliced from 7 exons. Lineage: Eukaryota; Metazoa; Chordata; Actinopteri; Cypriniformes; Cyprinidae. The record is from RefSeq and is a predicted model, not a curated record.